GCUCGUCUGCCUCGAAAGGCAAAUUUUAACAGGAGAAAAUAAUCAUCGGAAGGAAGGUUCUUUUUAAUUCUUUCCUUGCCGAUAAAGUUGGAGAAGAAGAAGAAUAAGUACUGUUUAAAGAUUCGAUUUUUCCCCUUUUAGUUUCAAUCUCCGCCAAAAAUGGCUGCACUGGCAAAACUUCACUUACGUAGUUUCCAGAAAGACCAACCGUUUUCUUUCAAGGAACAACCGCGGAGCUGGAUUAAACGGUGCCGUUUUCUACGGUUGCCCAUCAUAACGAGAAACACUUAUGGGGUGUACGUUCAAAGGUGUCGGUCAUUCAGGGGAGACUAUGGAGGGGGAGCAGUGGGAGAGAAAGAGAUGGAAAGUGCGGGAAAAGUUGGGAUUUUGAUGGAAAAUGAAGUGAAGUUGGAAACAGGAGAUGGGUUUUGGAAAUCUUUGAAAUCUGCUGUUUUGGGGGUUAGUAAAUUCGAUUCCCAAUCUCAAGAUGAAUAUGAAAAAACUGUAGCUAAAGUUGAAGGAGUUUUCUCUUUGAUAUCUAUGCAAAUAGGAAGAUAUGUAGUGACCAUGAUGAGCACUGGAGUGAUACUCUUGACUGGUUUUCAGCUGUCAGGUGGAGACAGUGAGAUGAAUGCAUUGAUUUGGUAUAGCUGGCUUGGAGGGAUUAUAAUUGGAACCAUGAUUGGUGCUAAUAUGGUUCUAGAGGAACACUGUCGAGCCGGUCCGAGAAAUGUUGUUAUAACAGGAAGCACAAGGGGAUUGGGAAAAGCACUUGCUCGAGAGUUUCUUCUUUCGGGAGAUUGCGUGGUUGUUACUUCUCGCAGUCCCGAGUCUGUUCAUGUGACUGUCAAAGAACUUGAGGAAAACCUCAAGGAAGGUAUGACUGCAGGUGGUUCAUUUAGUAAGAAUCUGGGACGAGCAAAAGUGGUCGGCAUAGCAUGUGAUGUUUGUGAUCCUAGUGAUGUUGAAAAAUUAGCCAACUUCGCUGUGAAUGAACUCGGGUCUGUUAACAUUUGGGUAAAUAAUGCUGGCACUAACAAAGGUUUUAGACCGCUGCUACAGUUCAGCGAUGAUGAUAUUCGACAGAUCGUCUCAACAAAUCUUAUCGGAUCUAUUCUCUGCACUCGGGAAGCUAUGCGCAUAAUGAAUAACCAGCCAAAGGUGGGACACAUUUUUAACAUGGACGGAGCAGGUUCCGGGGGAUCUAGCACUCCUUUGACUGCUGUAUACGGUUCGACUAAGUGUGGUCUUAGGCAGCUUCAUGUAUCACUUCUGAAGGAGUGCAGACGUUCUAAAGUCGGAAUCCAUACUGCAUCUCCCGGCAUGGUCCUAACUGAUCUGCUCUUAAGUGGUUCGACCUUAAAGAACAAGCAAAUGUUUAAUGUCAUCUGUGAGCUUCCUGAAACUGUUGCUAGAAGUCUCGUUCCACGAUUGCGGGUUGUAAAGGGGACUGGGAAGGUCAUCAACUACUUGACCCCACCUCGAAUAUUACUAGCUUUAGUCACCGCCUGGCUCCGACAAGGUCGCUGGUUUGAUGAACAGGGUAGGGCCUUAUACGCAGCAGAGGCGGACCGCAUUCGAAACUGGGCUGAAAACCGUACACGCCUCUCGUUCACAGAUGCAAUGGAUAUGUACACAGAAAACACCUGGGUGUCUGUGUUCUCACUGUCGGUUGUUUGUGCCUUCAUUAUCCUUUCUAGCACGAACAGCGCCUUUCCCGGCACCUGAGAAAAGCGUGUUCCGUAUAAACAUUGUUCGAAUCAAGGAGCCAAUUAUGAUGCCGGUGACUGUAGAACUGAUACGAUUCUAAACGCUACAUAGCCCAGGACAAGCAUGCAUCUAUCAAUUUGAACAAAUAACGCCGCCGUCUCAACAACCACGACAGAUGUACAGGUGUUUGCUAAUGCCGGAAGCUAGGAGAAUUGACAAAAUAUAAUAAUCCACGAUUUAAAUUAUUUCUGAAUAUGAAAAUAUGAGUAAAUUAUAAACUU
Molecule: messenger RNA, 1991 nt
Organism: Hibiscus syriacus
Lineage: Eukaryota; Viridiplantae; Streptophyta; Magnoliopsida; Malvales; Malvaceae
Product: probable chlorophyll(ide) b reductase NYC1, chloroplastic
Exons: 10
Coding region: 160-1728 (522 amino acids)
Biological process (GO): PSII associated light-harvesting complex II catabolic process; chlorophyll catabolic process
Molecular function (GO): chlorophyll(ide) b reductase activity
Source: RefSeq, a predicted model, not a curated record